Capsicum annuum is the source of this 315-nucleotide messenger RNA. RefSeq names its product NADH dehydrogenase [ubiquinone] iron-sulfur protein 2-like. The record is from RefSeq and is a predicted model, not a curated record. Gene Ontology annotation, molecular function: quinone binding; NAD binding; NADH dehydrogenase (ubiquinone) activity. Gene Ontology annotation, biological process: mitochondrial electron transport, NADH to ubiquinone. The transcript has a single exon. The coding region runs from base 1 to 315 and encodes 104 amino acids. NCBI's taxonomy places the organism in Eukaryota, Viridiplantae, Streptophyta, Magnoliopsida, Solanales, Solanaceae.
AUGUCAACCGACAACCGUAUCUGGAAACAACGAUUAGUGGAUAUUGCUAUUGUCACUGCACAACAAGCAAAGGAUUGGAGAUUCAGUGGUGUAAUGUUAAGAGGUUCUGAGGUAUGCUGGGAUUUGCGUAAAGCAGCACAUUACGAUGUUCAUGACCAAUUAGAUCCUGACAUACCAGUAGGUACCAGAGGAGAUUGUUAUGAUCGUUACUAUAUAUGUAUUGAAGAGAUGCAACAAAGUGUUAGCAUCAUUGUGCAAUGUCUUAAUCAAAUGCCUAGUGGCAUAAUCAAAGCCGAUGAUCGUACCUGCCUGUAG